AUGUCGGCAUUCAGUUGGAUAUUUUCAAGCACACAGACAGGCAGGAACCGCUGCAACAAACACGAAAUAUGGUUAGUUGCGAAAAACAGUUCCCUGCUGUCGCCUGAUCUGACGCUGAUCAUUUUGCAUAUUUCCUUAAGAAAUUUAAGGGUGUUGGGGUCCAUCAGGCCAAGAACCUCGAUGCAUAUUGGCAAGAAUUCCAUCGAGGGGAGGGCGUUCCCAUAUUUUUUCAUUUUCGCGUCCGCUGCCCUGGCCGCGGCCAAACCGCAUUCUUUACUUGUCAGGUUUACGUAUCGUUCGGCGAGGGUGCCAGGGACCGUAACAUCCCACGCCAAACAUCUGCCGGCUCUCCAAGGUAUUAGCGUGCAUCCGUCCGGUCGCCUACCAUCAUGCGCAGAAAUGCCGGAUGGUUCCUUGAGAACCGGGAUUGAAGCCUUGGAGAAGAGCCGACAAAUAUCGGUGAUUGACAAGAUGCCGCUGGGUGACUUCUUCAACGAGCAGUUUGUAUUCGCCAAGAGAUUCAACCAGUUGGAUCUCACAGACGAAGAAGUAGCAUUACUCACCGCUAUUAUGAUCGUUUGCCCCGAGAGAAGCGGUCUGCAAAACUUGAAGGCCAUCCAACAGCUUAAUCUACUAUUUCUCCAGGCUCUCUAUGUUCAUAUGUACAGGACUAGAUCUGAUCUGAGGAGAAUUAACGUCAUACACUCCAUUAAGGUGAACGACCUGAGGGAGAUGUGCCCUCUGGAAGUCCCCUUCCCAGCCCUCCACGAGGAAGUCUUCGACAAAUCUCUAGCCUGA
Helobdella robusta is the source of this 798-nucleotide messenger RNA. RefSeq lists its product as hypothetical. The transcript is spliced from 5 exons. Lineage: Eukaryota; Metazoa; Annelida; Clitellata; Rhynchobdellida; Glossiphoniidae. The record is from RefSeq and is a predicted model, not a curated record. The coding region runs from base 1 to 798 and encodes 265 amino acids.